CGGAGGGCCCGGGGCGGUGGCGCGCGUGCGCGGCCCCGACAGCCAGGAGGAAGGCGCGGGGCACUGAGCUGAGGCUGCGGUGGGAGAAGCUCAACUUGCUUCCCAGUUCCUGCCCUUCCCCAAGCGGGGAACUCGGAGACCAAGCAGCAACAACUGUGCUUUGGAUGGUCAGGCCCUAGGAUAUUUUGGUGUAUGAGGACCUGUCUAUAGACUAUACUGAGAAGAAGUGGAAAGGUCUGGCCCUUUACUGGAACAUGAUGUCAGAAAAUUACUGAAGCACAGCCUCAUUGGCAGGUAGAAACAUGAUGGAGAGUUCAGAGUUGACGCCAAAGCAGGAAAUUUCUAAUGGAUCAGAGUCAUCUGAUAGGAUACCUGGGGGACUCUUUGGGCUGGUUCCUGGGGGAACAGAGACUGGAGAUGUCCAUGAAGAUACUUUCGAGAAGCUAGAAGUGCCACCCUCAGAUGAAGAAGGGAGCAGACUAGAAAGUGCUUUCUUGGGAAUAACAGGUAAGGAUGAAAAAAUAUCCACAAAAGACAGGUGUGAGGAACAUAAGGAGGUUGGGGAACAUAGAAAUCUGUCUUCUCGUCCUGCUGAACAUGAAGGAACUCUAAAGGGACAGAAAUCCUAUCGGUGUGAUGAAUGUGGCAAAGUUUUCCGGUGGAGUUCACACCUCAUUGGCCAUCAGAGAGUCCACACUGGAGAGAAACCCUAUGAGUGUAAUGAAUGUGGUAAGACCUUCAGGCAAACCUCUCAGCUCAUUGUUCAUCUCAGAACACACACUGGGGAAAAACCCUAUGAAUGCAGCGAGUGUGGAAAGACCUAUCGGCACAGUUCACAUCUCAUUCAACACCAGAGAUUUCACAAUGGAGAGAAACCUUAUAAAUGUAAUGAAUGUGGAAAAGCUUUUAAUCAGAGUUCCAAACUUAUUGAUCACCAGAGAACCCAUACUGGGGAGAAACCUUAUGAAUGCAAGGAGUGUGGGGCAACUUUUAGUCGGAAUAGAAAUCUUGUGCGACAUCAGGUUCUUCACAGUGGUAAGAAACCUUACAAGUGUAAUGAGUGUGGGAGAGCUUUCUGUUCCAAUAGAAAUCUCAUAGACCAUCAGAGAAUCCACACUGGGGAGAAGCCUUAUGAGUGUAAUGAAUGUGGCAUGGCCUUCAGUCGGAGCAAAUGUCUUAUUCGACAUCAGAGCCUCCAUACUGGGGAAAAGCCAUACAAAUGUAGCGAAUGUGGGAAAGCCUUCAAUCAGAUCUCUGAACUUGCUGAUCAUGAACGAAUUCAUACUGGAGAAAAACCAUUUGAAUGUAGUGAGUGUGGUAAGGCAUUCAGUCUGAGUAAAUGUCUUAUUCGACACCAGAGAAUUCACACAGGUGAAAAGCCCUAUAAGUGCAAUGAGUGUGGAAAAUCCUUCAAUCAAAACUACCUCAUUAUACACCAGAGAAUUCACACUGGUGAGAAACCUUAUAAAUGUAAUAAGUGUGGAAAGGUGUUCAGUUAUAGCUCCAGCCUUAUGAUACAUCAGAGAACACAUACUGGGGAAAAACCCUAUAAAUGCAACGAUUGUGGGAAAGCCUUUAGUGACAGGUCACAGCUUAUUGUGCACCAGAGAGUUCACACUGGAGAGAAACCUUACGAAUGUAGUGAGUGUGGGAAAGCCUUUAGUCAGCGCUCCACUUUUAAUCACCACCAGCGAACUCACACUGGAGAGAAGCCCUCAGGUCUAGGUCGGUCAGUUUCUUAAGGCAUGGUUCUCUGAGACAGAGUGAAGACCUUUCAGUUAAGUUUUCUUUAUAAGAAGAUGCUCACACCCUGUCUUCCUUGGAAACACUAAUCAAUGUGCACCAUUGCCUGCCUGGUUUCCCUUGGGUCACUAAGGUGGGAGAGUGGGAAUAACUUAGUUUGAUCCUUACCCUACUACUAAGAAAGUAAGGACUAUACAUUUCAUUUACUUGUAGGUUUCCUUCUCUCUUUCUUUUUUAAACUAUUUUAAAAUCUAAUUUCUUGGUGUACAUCCCAUAAUCAGAUUCUGUGUUUCUCAAGAACAACGAUUAUAUCUUCUUUAUUCUACUGCAAUUCCUCCAUUUCAUCACUUACAUGAAGUCAUUGUAUAAGGUUAUUCUUGUCUGCUUCUUGGCUGUCAUCUUCCACGGCUACUUUUCAAAUUUAUAUUGUAACGUAUAUCCUCUCAUCAUUUUUCUUUUCUACCUAGAAAACCUUUUCUUCCUGUUUUGUAAUCAUCUCUCACAAUGUUCAAGGUUCAUCUCAUCUCUGAAAGGCUUUCUUCUUCAAAUGCUUCUUCAUUCCUCUUAUUAACUUCUUUUUAUUUGAUCUCAGUGCUUUAAAUUAUCUGGUGCUACAAUGUACAACUGUUGUUGAAUUGCCUUGUAAAUUGUCCUCAACUUAAUGCAUAUGUGUAGACUUUCAUAUCAACUUGUAGGCUCUUGAGAUCAGAUGUGGCAUCUAUUUCUUUUAACAUAUAGAUAAUAGUUUGAGUAUGCUAGUUCUUAAAUAUGUUUUGAAACUCAACUCUCAAAUUGAACCAUUCUUAACAUGGGUAUGGCCUCUCCCCUUGCCCUCAUCAUAUUUAUUGGACUAGAAACUUCUGAAGAUGGAAGUGGCAUCUCCUCAUAGUAUAUCACAUACAGAACUUCACUGAUACCUUCUAUGUCUGCAGUCCCCAAACCCUGAGCCAUGGCCCAUUACUAGUCUGUGACCUGUUAGGAAAUGGGUUAUGCACCACUGCCUGAGCUCUGCACCAUACUACCCCCACCCAUGAUACCCUACUGCCUCAUCUCCAGUCCAUGGAAAAAUUGUCUUACAUGGAACUGGUCCCUGGUGCCAAAAAAGUUGGGGACCACUGUGUGUUGCCGUGGAAGUUUUCCUAUUGGUACUUCAGACUUUAAGAGCUAAUGGAUUUAGUGUGAAUGAAUACCUGUGUAUUGAGUUGGGCAGUCAUAACUCACUCAUAUGUUCUUUGACUUGCAUGCUUAUUUAGUUCUGAACUAAAGCUGACUGCAUCCUACUUCCUAAAUAAACUUUGCAGUCAAAAUGUACUGAAAAGAAGACUUGACCUUAAUGGCUGUGGUACAGAUGAUUGAAAAUGCCAGCUAGGAGCAUCCCUGGGUGAUUGGAAUUCACAGUGAUGAGAUUUUUGGCAAGGUAAAAAAUCAGACUAAUAUGUUUUCCUUAUCAGCUAGCCAUAUCCAACUACAACUGCCAUCUUAAUGUCAAGAUGAGAGCUGUAUGUACCCUUAGUUAUCAGGCCAUCUUUCAUUCCCCAAAGACAUAAGAAACAGGAAAUCUCAGAGGAUUUCCCCUCUUUUUACAGUGACAUAUCAGUCAUGAACUUGAACAACAUUUCCUUUCUACCCUUGCAGUUGAGCCUCAAUCUGCAGGACCUUUGCCUCUUGUGUCCACCCGCUUCUCUUUCCAUCUCCCAAACUUCCUCU
Molecule: messenger RNA, 3450 nt
Organism: Microcebus murinus (gray mouse lemur)
Lineage: Eukaryota; Metazoa; Chordata; Mammalia; Primates; Cheirogaleidae
Biological process (GO): regulation of DNA-templated transcription
Source: RefSeq, a predicted model, not a curated record